Alternaria rosae is the source of this 2430-nucleotide messenger RNA. Its product is annotated as fungal-specific transcription factor domain-containing protein. Gene Ontology annotation, biological process: regulation of DNA-templated transcription; DNA-templated transcription. NCBI's taxonomy places the organism in Eukaryota, Fungi, Ascomycota, Dothideomycetes, Pleosporales, Pleosporaceae. The record is from RefSeq and is a predicted model, not a curated record. The transcript has 7 exons. Gene Ontology annotation, molecular function: DNA binding; DNA-binding transcription factor activity, RNA polymerase II-specific; zinc ion binding. Bases 49 to 2289 code for a protein of 746 amino acids. Gene Ontology annotation, cellular component: nucleus.
UGCAGUCGUUUAGACCUGUCGUGAAAUUGACACUCAACAUGAGCGCGGAUGGUCAGACGCCGAGAGUGGUACCUCCCAGCCGACGAAGAGAUAAGCCCAUUUUGUCGUGCACCCUUUGUCGACGCCGGAAGUGAGAAACUUGGCUCACCUGCCCAAAAGAACUGCAUGCUAAUUGACUGGAGGUUGAAAUGUGAUCGACAGCAGCCAUGCAAAACAUGUGUUGAUCGCGGACUCUCACUGUCGUGCGUCUAUGUUCGGAGUACACCGGUGCCCAAGGAACCCAAAAUCCCGAACAGCGUCCAUGACAGGAUCGAUCAACUAGAGAAGCUCGUCACCAAUCUCAUUGGCGGGAACGCGCUUGAUACUGCUGAUCCUGCACUUUCCAGCCCAUCGCAGGCGCGGCGGCACCAUAACGGUGGAAGUAAUGGCGAAUUGCCUGGCACGCCGGCUCGCAUGAAUCUCAGCUGCGAUGCAACAAGUUAUACGAACAGUAGCCACUGGACAAGCAUACUUGAUAGCAUAUCAGAGCUGCGCGAACAUCUUGAUCAGGUGCCCCUAUCACCCGAUCCAGAAGACGAAGUGGUGAAUGAUGUACCCGGCCCAGAGCUGCUGUUUGGACGCUAUGGCCAUGCGACCAGAGAAGAGCUCCUCGCCGCUCUUCCUCCACGGUCAGAAGCAGAUCGACUCAUUGAUACAUUCUUCAUAUCAAUGGAAUCACAUGCAACCCUAAUCCAUAAGCCAACCUUUCUCAAACAGUACAAUGAGCUGUGGACACAGCCAUUCCAAACUUCAACCAUGUGGUUGGGUGUACUCUACGCUGCGUUGGCUCUCGGCUUUCGUUUCCAAGCCGCGGUGAACGCUCAUCAGCCUAACAAUACUGAACCGGCCCCUGAUCUGGUGCGAAUGAACUUCUAUCGCGAGAAGGCAGUGCAAUGUAUGAUUCUUGCAAACUACACCAAAACACCGCCAUACACGAUCGAAGCAUUCUUAUUGUAUUUUGGUACCGAAUUUCUACGCUCAGCCGACAGCCAGUUCAGCAUCUACAUGCUUGUUGGCAUGCUUGUACGUCUUUGUUUCCGAAUGGGAUACCACAGGGACCCGUCGAGGUUUCCGAACAUCUCACCCCACGAAGGUGAGCUGAGACGUCGUAAAUGGCUCGUAGUCAUGUCGCUAGAUUUCACUACCUCGUCUCAAGCCGGACUGCCACGGACGAUCAUGCCGUUCAUGUACGACACUCAAGAGCCCCGCAACUUGGACGAAGAUGACCUUCACGAAGAGAUGAUAGAACUACCACCGUCAAGGCCCGAAACUGAGCUGACGCAACUACUUUACUCCAUCGUUCUCACAAGGUUGCGGAGUGUGCAGGCAAGAAUUGUAGAUCUUGUCAACGCUACAUCGCUGCCACCGUACGGAGAGAUCACCGAGAUGGACGCCACGCUUAGAGAUGUCUUCGAAAAGAUACCACAGUCGCCCACAGCAGAGACCUUCGACGAUCUUAGUACCGCUCUGUUACCAGACCUCAUGCGCUACACGUAUUUGAACGUAGCCUUCUUGAAGGCCGAGCUUUUGUUACAUCGACCCUACUUCGUACUGGGCCGAACCGAUAACAGAUAUGCAUACUCCCGCAGAGUCUGCUUGAAUGCUGCCGUAGAAAUGCUUCGCUUUCAGAGCAGACUUGACGCUGAAGUCCAACCAGGAGGCAGACUAACUUCACCAGGGUGGCGCCUCUCUACCAUGACCUGGUACAUGUCUUCAAUCAUUGCGCAAGACUUCUUGCUCGCCACCACUGUCUUGGUAGUCGAGCUUGAUGAGGACCUCAUUGCGCCCAUCCCACCGGCUUCUGAGCUUAUGGAAAGUGGGGUGCGACUGGACCAUGCAUCCCCAACGCGAGAGGAAAUCGUCGCGUCGCUGCGCUCGGCCUAUCAUAUCUGGAUCAGAGCUAGCAAGAGAUCGCAGGAGGCGCGGAAGGUUGCUACAGCCGUGAAGCUUGUUCUCUCUAAAGUUCACGGCAGUGGGGUACAGGUUAGCGACUCGGCGCACGCGACUCACAUAGGUACCCAACCUGAUUUAACUUCUCCGUCCCAGAUUUUCGACUUCAACAACCUUGAAUUUGCUGUUCCCGACUCGGAUGCAUUUGCUAUGGGCAAUAGUGCUUUUGGUCACCCGUUCGAUUUUGGCUUCAUGCCAAUGGAUCUGGACCAGUAUACAGUACCUCUCGACUGGGGUGAUGCGUUUCCCGACCUCCAGUCGCAGCCUCUUGGACAACAUCCUCCAGGAUCAUUCUUUUAGCAGUAGAACAGCUGCACGUUCAUGCAUUUGACCAGUUUUCGGUCGCUCUUCGAUAAGGAGAAGGCUUUGGCAAAUGUAAUUGAGCGACGUGGUAUCGCUCACGCAUUAUGCGGGGAGGCCACGAUCGUCCCUCCUAAAGUU